CCGGAAGCAAAUAAUAUCUCUCCAGAUACAUCUGCUCAAAACAUUUGGAUAAAAGAGUUCGUCAGAAGAAACAGGUAACAGAAAAUGACCAGAGAUCAUUCGCUGCAUAUGCUGAACAGUCGCAUUCAUUAGUUAAUACUCUGGAAUUCAGCCAGUGAAUGGAAGUGGCGAGGGCCCGAGAGAUGGGUCCAGAGAGAAUCUUACCGAACUCCGAGGAGGAUGUGGUGCAGGACCGGCCUUUAGACACCGCUGUGCCGGAGGAGUGGAGCGGAGAGGACAUGGAGGAGGAGGAGGAGGAUGAAGGAGGCGCUGGAGACGAGGACAGUGCUGGAUAUUAUUAUCAGCCUCUGAAUCAAGACCCAGACGGGAUGAACAACUCACACACAGAGCCAGCGGAUGAGGGAACCAUCGCAGAGCAGCUCCAGGACGUCCAGGAGAGAAUAGAGGCCAUGGGUCUGUUCCUGCCCCAGCCUCCACCUGACAGCGAUGAAGAGGAGGAUCCUGAAGGAGCUGCUGCCUGUAGAAGUCAUGCGUCCAUUCCCAUGGAUGCAGAUCACGUUGAGCUGGUGAAAAGGACCAUGGCGGCUAUUAAUUUGCCGACACUGGGAAUCCCUGCCUGGGCCCAGGAAAUCUCUGACGACCAGUGGAAGGACAUGGUGCAGCAGACGCUUCAGACCAGACAGAGCUCUGCGGGCCUGAGACUGGAACGCAAGUGAAGCCUCAUCUCGCCCUCUACACAUCUCACACUGCAGACACGCUAAACAGAGCUUCUGACAUUUGCUCAUCUCAAACAAACCAAAAGGCACAUUUAUCACCUUAGCUGUGGUUUAUAACAACUGUGGACUGAAAUUCUUAAAGUGGAAAUGUAAUGGUUUACCUUUUAAUUGCUUUGAACUGUUGCUCAUCAAGUGUCCCGAUUAUUCAGUUACAGAGUUGGUAAAAAUAGUCCUGAAAAACCCUAGACAUAUUUCAGCCUUGUCCCAAUGCAGUUGUGUUAAUUAUGCAGUAUGGUUCUUUUGCUUAAUUACUUUUUUUGUAAAGUGAAGUUUGGCAAGAUUUAGUGGUUGCUUUUGUAUGACGGUAUAAACAUGUAAUGGUGCAUCUCAGUUUUGUGCUGUUUAAAUCACACAAAAAAAUCCAUUAAUCUGAUUGUUGACAAUGUGCAAUGAGUGAUUGAUCCUUUAUGUAUUUCACACGGCUUGAACAACACAGAUGGCCGCCACGUCUUUUGUGUUUCUUUAUUUUUGUUCUGUACAUACAUGAACAUCUGUACAAAAUAUGACUUUCAUACUAUGUAAUGCUCAACCUAAUUAAAGUACAACAUAUGUACAUAUGACCUGGAAA
Megalobrama amblycephala (Wuchang bream) is the source of this 1344-nucleotide messenger RNA. It is a transcript of the gene mea1, whose product is annotated as male-enhanced antigen 1. The coding region runs from base 159 to 716 and encodes 185 amino acids. The record is from RefSeq and is a predicted model, not a curated record. The transcript has 4 exons. Lineage: Eukaryota; Metazoa; Chordata; Actinopteri; Cypriniformes; Xenocyprididae. Gene Ontology annotation, biological process: spermatogenesis.